This is a messenger RNA of Microplitis mediator, 1863 nucleotides long. Its product is annotated as protein PFC0760c-like. The record is from RefSeq and is a predicted model, not a curated record. Bases 16 to 1848 code for a protein of 610 amino acids. Lineage: Eukaryota; Metazoa; Arthropoda; Insecta; Hymenoptera; Braconidae. The transcript has a single exon.
UGUUAAAAAUUUACAAUGAACGCGAUCAUCGAUUUCAACGGUUACUUUCUUUCCAAUAAUAAAUAUGAAAUAAAAGAAUACUCAUUAUACUUAAUUCGCGAUGGAACCAAUGAAGUAGUCCUCAAUAACCUUGAAGUAUCGAAACCUCUAAUGAAAUGGAAGGAACUAUCUCGAGCAACCCAAAAAAAUUAUCAAGAAUAUUAUGAUAAAUUUGGAAUCGGUUGGAAAACUGGCACUCGCGAUAGUGAAUCGAUUAUCAACAAUUUAUGGCACAAGUUACCUGACGUAAAAGUAAUUUACGUUAUCAACAAAUUGAAACAUGACUUGUUAGCGAAUUACCUGAACGAGGAUCUAAAAUUCAAAUUCAUUUAUUUAACCGAUUUGGGUUUUAAAUUCAGAUUAAAAAUGUCAACUCAGUGUCAUUAUCAUGAUCAAAAAUUUAAAAAUAAUUGCGCAAAUGAUAAUGUUUUAAGAAUGCUGAGUUGGAUAACAGAAGCAAAGAUCGAUAGCAACAUUAGCCCUUCAAAAAAAGAAAACAUUGUUAUAGAUUUUAAUGGUUACUUUCUAUCUGACAAUAAAUAUAUAAUAAAAGAAUACUCAUUGUAUGUAUUUAAUGAUGAAAAAGAGGUAAUUUCAACUAUGUUUGAAGUAUCAACAGCUCCAAGUACAUAUGAGAAAUUAGAUAAAACGGCCCAAGAUAAUUAUAAACUAUAUUUUGAAAAAUUUGGAAUCGAUUGGGAAACCGGAACUCUUGAUAACGAAACAAUCAGAAAUGAUUUUAAGAAUAUUUUACGUAACUCUAACAAAAUUUAUAUAAGUGACAAAAAUAAACAUAAAUUACUGAUAAAUUAUCUUAAAAAGGAUCUUAAAUCCGAAGUUAUCUAUUUGACUGAUUUGGGCUUCAAACUCAAACCUAAAAUGUCAACAAAUUGUCAUUAUCAUAAACAAGCAUUCAAAAAUAAUUGUGCUAAUGACAAUGUUUUGAAAAUGCUAAAUUGGUUGAUCGAAAAAAAACCAACGAUUAGCCGUCAAGUUAAAGUUCCAAAAAAGCAUAUUGUUGUUGAUUUCAGCGGUUACAACUUGCCAAAUAACGUCUACGCAAUUAAAGAAUUAAGUGCAUUUGUUGCAAACAAAAGUGAGGGGGAUCCAGACAAUUUGUAUCUGAUAGUUAAACCUCCGUUUACAGAUGUCGCACAAUUACCGCUGAAUUUUAUGCGUGUGUACAGUAGAUUUUAUGUUAAUUAUGGUAUCAAUUGGCAAACUGGUACAACCGAUUAUGAAAAAGUUUCGGUAAUUUUGACAGAUUAUUGUAAAAGAGCGACGCAUAUUUAUGUAAGAAAUUUGUCAAAGCAAAAAUUAUUGGAGAAGUUUAUUGGUGAGAGUUAUAAUAUUAUUUGUUUGGAAGAUUUAGGUUUCAGAGUUAGACCGAAAGAUAUUACUAACUGUCCUUAUCAUGAUAAAAAAGAUAGUAUUUGUGCAUUUGAUAACUCUAUCAUUAUGUUAAAGUGGCUUCGGCGGUACAAAACUAAUCGUAGAACAUUAAAUAGUAAUGAUAUUAAUAAUAAUAAUAAUAAUAAUAAUAAUAAUAAUAAUAAUAAUAAUAAUAAUAAUAAUAAUAAUAAUAAUAAUAAUAAUGAUAAUAAUGAUAAUGAUAAUGAUAAUAAUAAUAAUAAUAAUAAUAACAUUAUUAUUAGUAGUACUAAUGCCAAUAGUCAUAUUAAUGGUGAUAAAGUUGGUAUGGUUAAUAAAAAUAAAAACAGUAUUUUCAAUAAAUUGAAACGAAAAAUUGAAGAUAAAGUUCGAGAAAAAUUAAAUAAGCAAAAUUUUAUGAGAAGAAUAAGAUUAUAAUUGAUUAAUAAGUUU